AUGAGUGCCUCAAAACCUCAAAAUAACGGCGUUUCACAGACUGUAACGCCUGAAAGGUCUGCUGCGGCAGCUCUCAACCGAGAACCAGUGCAAAAUACCAACUCGCAAGACCAUCAGCCUGCCAACGACUCCAUGUUGACACGAUAUGUCAGCGAACACCGGCCAAGUCAGGUUCCGGUUACCGAGCGAUUAGCCGCUACAGCGUCUCGAUCUUCUUAA
This is a messenger RNA of Pochonia chlamydosporia 170, 219 nucleotides long. RefSeq lists its product as hypothetical. The transcript has 2 exons. Bases 1 to 219 code for a protein of 72 amino acids. Lineage: Eukaryota; Fungi; Ascomycota; Sordariomycetes; Hypocreales; Clavicipitaceae. The record is from RefSeq and is a predicted model, not a curated record.